Messenger RNA from Cornus florida, 1749 nucleotides. RefSeq lists its product as uncharacterized. The coding region runs from base 195 to 1604 and encodes 469 amino acids. The record is from RefSeq and is a predicted model, not a curated record. NCBI's taxonomy places the organism in Eukaryota, Viridiplantae, Streptophyta, Magnoliopsida, Cornales, Cornaceae. The transcript has 4 exons.
UUUAUAUGAAUCACCUAUAGUUCACUUCUUCUCUAAGCAUCAACAACCCACAAAUCAAUAUUCAGAUAUUUGAGCUGUGUAAGUCUUGCUUGGUCAGUUCAGGUUACAUUCAUUAAAAUAUAAGCUGAAUUUGCCAAUAUAUCUAUCUGCCACAUAGCCGUCUACUUUAUUUUUUUCUUUUCGUUUUCCUUGAAAUGAUGGCGAACGAAUCUUCACAAAGUCUAAGUCUGAAGGUGCUGGUGGAAAAGGAGAAAAAUCAAGUUGUUUUUGCCGAGUCCAAUAAGGAUUUUGUUGAUGUUCUCUUUAGCUUCAUGACUAUGCCUAUAGCAACCAUUAUUACACUCGCCCGCCAACACUCACUCGAAGUGGACAUUGGUUGUUUGAACAACUUAUAUGAAAGCGUGGAGAAUAUUGAUGAGGAACAUCUACAAAGCAUGGAGUGCAAGGACAUGUUGCUUCAUCCUCGAAGUGCAGCGGAAAUUUACUGCACGGACCUAAAACUGAAUUUUGUUAAUAGUAAUACCAAGUAUUACUAUGCCUGCAGUAAGGAUCACUGUUUUGGUCCUUACCUCAAUGCUCGUUGCUAUUGUGGAAAUUCCAUGAGUUACGCAUAUAGCCUAAAUAAUCAUCUCUGUGUACCUCGAGAUGGAGGGGUGUUUGUGAAAUCUACUGCAAGAUUUUUGAUAACUGAUGACUUGCUUGUGAAGCCCUUGUCUACUAUGACAGGCUUGACCCUGCUUAGUAAGUUUGGAGCUACUGAUAGAAGCACAAGAGAAGAAAUGACUAUAAACAUAGAAAAGGAUAAGGUAAUGAAAUUGCUCAUCUGUUCAUUAACAUCAAGGACACCGUUCUCGGAGACCAUUUUGGAACCAGCCAUUGACAAAAAGAAUUUUGGCUUUUGCCACGAAAAAUAUGAUCCAAGAAGCAUGAAUCAAUCUCAAAGUGCUGUAGAUGCAACAAAAAAAGAAACAAAGAUAGCUGUGAAGCUUAUCAUCAACAAAUCAAAUAACAGGGCAUUGUAUGUAGAAACAAGACAAGAUUUUGUUGAUCUUAUUGUCAGUUUCCUCACAUUUCCACUUGGUUAUCUCUUUCAAAAAUUUUCAUGUUUGUCCUCGAGGGGAUGCUUGGGUAAUCUGUACAAGAGCAUCGAAGCUUUGGAUGUUGAGGAAUUCUUCAAAUCUGAGGAAAUGAAGGCAAUUUUGGUCGAUCCAGAUCUGACUCGUGGUUUAGCUUUGCAAAAGCAGCUUAUCCCCAUCGAGGGAGCUUCAUAUCCGUCUUACUCUACUGUUUCUUCCCUUCUCUCUUACUUGGGUCCGGCGUUCCCUUCAGGGGAAAACAUAAUUGGUCAAGGGUUCAUUAAAGGACCUUCCCUGUUCAUGGUGACAGACGAUUUGACCAUAACGCCUUUAUCUCCUAUCUCAGGCAUAUCUUUUAUUGACAAAUUAAAUAUCCCUCUGAGUCACAUUUUAGAGCAAGAAGUGACCAUGGGUGAGGAGGAGGCUUUGCGUCUAUUGGAGGCUGCUUUGGUGUCUAAAACUGCUCUUACUGACACUUUCAUACUUCAAAUUUUAAGCGGAAAGUUCAAACAAUUGAUUCAUGAAUGAAGAAGAAACUCUUAAGAAAAUUCAGUAGCCAAUGAACGCGGUGUCAAUCAUUUCCUUUCAUGGCAUUUAUGUCGAUUUCUUUCGUUGUAUUGUUGAAUGUUUGUAUAUGUUAUCAAUUAUAGACUCAAAUAUCAGUUGUAAUUAA